This is a messenger RNA of Doryrhamphus excisus (bluestripe pipefish), 5639 nucleotides long. RefSeq names its product caspase 8 associated protein 2 (gene casp8ap2). Gene Ontology annotation, biological process: Fas signaling pathway; extrinsic apoptotic signaling pathway via death domain receptors. Gene Ontology annotation, molecular function: transcription corepressor activity. The record is from RefSeq and is a predicted model, not a curated record. Gene Ontology annotation, cellular component: PML body; mitochondrion. Lineage: Eukaryota; Metazoa; Chordata; Actinopteri; Syngnathiformes; Syngnathidae.
UUUGUUUCCGUUGUUGUUUCUCCUGUCCAGCGAACUUAUCACACUCCAGUCCAGUAGAUGGAGUCAAUCAAGUCAGACAUUGACUGACAAUGAGUCCACAAGAAGAGGAAGAAAACGAAGAAGAACUUCAUUAGAACAAACAAGGGGAAUGAAACCCUCCGGUGUCUGUACAAACGUCUUACAAUUUUGUGGCGCUGGAAACCUCGGAUAAGGUUAACGAGAAGGAUUGUAUUUCUGAAGGUUUCUUCGCAUUGACAAUAAUUGUGGACAACCGAGAAUCUAACCAUGGCUACUAAAUAGUCUCUCUGUCCGCGGGAAAAUGUCGUUACUUCCUGUGCAGAUGUCUGUUGGCGCGACAUUCUACUUCAGCUGGAGAUUCUAGGGCAUUAUCCAAACACGUACAAAAGUGACAGAGGCAUGCAGUAAAAUGGAGUGCAUCAGCAAGGACGUGGAUUUUGGUGAUGCUGAACAUGUCAGUGAAGAUUCCGUGGACAUUUACGAUGAUUUGGAUCUCCAGGCUGUCAGCAGUUCAGAGAGGUCCCCACCAGCUCUUUCUCGGCUGCAAGCAUCAAUGGAUCUAUAUGAAGACAUUGUACGAGAAGAACAACAGGGAAGGGAAUCCGCUUUCAUUGACCUGAAGUCGCGAUUCCAAGCAGCCCAAAACCAAAUCAAAGAGUUACGGAGGAGACUGGAGCAGAUGGAGUUACAGAACACAGGGCUGAACACUGAGAACCAUCUUCUCAAAAAGAACAUCUCAGCACUUUUACGGACAGCGAGACAAGAGGUUAUGCGAAAGGACGCAGAGAUUCAAAGGCUGAACCAGCCGUCCGCCAAAGGUCAACAUCAUCAUCAAAAUCCCUCCUGCCAGUCCUUCACUAGCUCCUUGAGUAAGCUGCCGAAGUCCACUCUGCCAUCGCCCAUUCCCACCUCAUCCUCCUCUCCUCAGACAUCAUCUUUAAGGGACGAUUGUCUUCCAAAGCUUCAUCUUGAAGCACCCAAGAAGGAAAGUGGAAAGACCAGCCUCGCUCAGCCUACCUCUCACAAUCGUUCCAAAGGUUCCUCAGUGCAUGAAGUCGACAAGGAGCUCUCCAUCAGCAAUUCUGUCAGUUCGUCAACCUGGCAUCAUGGCUCAGAGAAGCACAAAUCUAAGCACAGAGAGGACAAAUGUCAGAAAUUGUUGGACUCUAAAGACAGAAGCUACAGAACUGGUUUGGAUUCCAGUUAUACCAUUGAGAAAGUCAGGUCUCAUAAAUUAGACAGAGAAAGAAGACAUGACUCUCGGACAUGUGAAAGCAGGGACUACCAAAACGUAGACGGGCAUCGCAGAUCAGAGGGUGCUAAAAGUCCUCCAGUAAAGAAUUUAAAUCCUGUCGGUUCUUCAGACGACUCAAACGGGAGAACCCAUGAAAAGAAACAUCAAUCUGGUCACAGCUGUUCAGAGGACCGCAGUCGCCACAGCAGAAAAAUCAAGACGAGUGUUGAAAAGAGCAGUUUAGAGCUGGAACUCAAACGAUCAGACUCAAAAGAGCGGAAGAGAUCUUCUGUAAAUCCGCAUACAGACGAGAAGCAAAGGAAUCGGCACAAACACCGUGGAGAUGAAAAGGCCAAAGGUCAUACAAGGAACACUGCAUCAGAGAGCAAGAGAGAAGGUGACAAGCAUCCACCAGGAGAACCCCACAAUAAUAAACCCGGUGCCAAUAACAAGGAAAGACAAGGAAAGAAGCAAAUGCAAACACCAACCAAGGAACUACUGGAAGACAAAAGUGAAAACAGGAAGUUGUGCUUCAUGGAAACACUAAAUUUAACCCUUUCACCAAAUAAACAGCUGCCAGCCAACAGCAGCCGGAGCGAUGGACUCGCUGCAUUGCAUCCGGUACUUGAAAGCGGGCCUUGUGGGGAUAUGUACGUCAUCGACGAAAUCGGCGGCAGUGAAUUACAAGCUUGUCUGGAAGAGUUGCCUGCAGUUUCCGUGCAAACCCCCAUUUCAGAAACGCUUGUGAAGAGAGAUGUUCAAGAAAGACACACAAGCGUGGAAGACGCUGCUGUUCAAGCUACUUCUCUGUUAUCCCAAGCUCCAACAGCGGAGGAGAUGGCUCCAUGUUUGACUCCCAAAGCACAAGAGAAUAGCUCUCCGGUAGGAAAAGACAACCCACACGGCCAAUUAGACAUAUCGAAACAACUACCUGUAGAUGCUACUGACCAUGUCCCUCACACAUGUGGAAGUGGUAAUGGUAAGAGUGGAAAUAGCGCUGAGCAAUGUGAUGCCGUCACACAGCAAGCUGAUUCAAGACCAGCUCAGGAUACAGUCAUGGAAUAUGCAGUCACAUCUAAAGAUGUAUCCACCCAUGAAGAUGUUAUUCACCCUCAUCCACAAAGUAGACAAACGUCUCCCAUCACCCGACCUCAGGACGCUCAACUAGAUGUACACCCCCCUGCUUCUUCCAACCCCACCAAUGAUAAAGACACAUGCUCUGUUCAAGAUGAUCUCCAAGAUAUAAAUGCUGUAUCUAGUACAAUAAGUCUAGAAUCUGUCCCACAAGAGGGCCUGAGUCUGCCUGAGGCUAUUUAUGUUCUAACAAACAAGGACGACGGUGACGGUGGAAGCUCUUGCCUCACGACAGACCACGUCUCAUCCAUCGGCUGUAUUGGCGUGUCAAACGUCAGCAGCACAACAGAGGAAAUGUCCCCCCCAGGCCGAUACCGCGAGGCCACCGUCACACCAAAGAAAAACACGUAUGAAAAGAGCUGUGAGAAAAAAGUCAAGCCUUCCUGUUCAAUGCCUUUACUUCAUGACGAGGACUCCAUGAUGCGUACACUCAGCAACCUCAAGAGAAUCCCUGAUGCAAUCAGCCCUUUAAGGAGUCCGAUCCACGUGAAGAAGAGAAGUCACCUCCUGGUUCAUGGGAAGCCUGGGCAUGUCAAAAGCCUACAAAAAGAGUUCUCAAGCACAGCCUGUGAUGCCAACUCAAAGAAACAGGAUUUAAAUAAAGAAAAUAAAUAUCCAGGUUGUACUUUAAAACAUGCCAAGGACUUGGCAGAAAAAUUACCGGAAAUGCCUUCAAAUCUCUCUGACACUGAACUAGAGGAAGGGGAAAUCUUAAGUGAAAGCGAUGAAGCGUCUUCAGGUUCGCCUCUUCAUGCAACCAUGCGGACUAAAUCAGGUGCAGUCAGAAACAAAGCCAAUCCCAAGUCACUUUUAGAGAAGAAGAAAUGUGAAGAAAGGACUGCAGCAGAAAGUGCAUCAAUGCAGCAAAGUCCAGGAAGUAAAAGUCGUUUUAAAACGGUCUGCCCGGUAUCAACCAAGACUUCUUUCGCCACCGUCGAAGAAGUCAUGGAAACAUUCACAUUGGUUCGCAUGGAAAUCCGGAAAAAGUACAUGAAGCUCCACAGAACCUUUCCAAAGAGGAGCUUUUGCGGCGUCAUGGACAACUUCAGGGAGUCGUUCGUUCAGUUUGUGGAAGGUGCACAUUUUGGUCAAAUAUGCUGUCAUGCAGCGGAGCUCAAAUCAAAGCUGAAGGUUUUAAUCAUAUCGAUGUUUAAGAAAGUGGCAGACAACGGUAUCGUCAAACGCAUCUUUGAUCAGCAAGCUGUUGAUCUGAAGCAGAAGUUGUGGGACUUUGUUGACGACCAGCUGGACUACCUGCUCAAGGACAUUUACACCACACUGAAGAACCUGUGUCGAGCAGCAAGGACUUUUCCAGAAAAAAAGAGGUCUUGUGGAAGUGAGGCUGCCCCUGGACAAAAGGACCAAAAAGGGUUUUUGAGUGCUUUGGAACCAAAGAAGCCUUUGGGUGCACCUUAUAAAACAGGUCUUGGAAGUCGAGGCAAAGACAUAAGAAUUACUCACACAGGAAAACAAAAAAAUGUUGAUGCGUCUGCAGAUCCAGGAGUUGACAGUCUUUCUCCUAAAAAGCCUUCAGUUUCAGAGAAAACUCCAAGGGCGUUGGUGGUCAAGUCUCAAAGUACAUCUUCGCUUGACAAGACUGACUUUGAACUACUCACAGAGCAGCAGGCUUCCAGUUUAACGUUCAACCUGGUCCGAGAUUCUCAAAUGGGAGAAAUAUUCAAGUGCCUCCUGCAAGGAUCUGACUUACUGGAGCCCAGUGGAGAUAGCACAUCGUGGUCUCUCGCUACGCCGAAGAAGAACGUAGAAACCCUCAUUAGCAUCGCCACUCCAAACAAGUUUGACUCCCCGUCCAAAUUUCUUUCCCCAACCAAAUUUGACACCCCGUCCAAAUUGAUCGCGACCUGGUCUGGCAUCUCACCGCGGAACACGUCUCUACAGACUAAAGACCACAUCACGACACAUCCAGUUUUAUUUGACGAAAGUUGCAUGCUAGAGGUUCCGUUCGAGAAUCAGGUGACUCUGCAGUCCAGCUUUUUGUCGCAGAGGAAUUAUUCAAUUCUCGCCGAGGAUCUGGAAGUUUCCCUAACUAUUCCAUCACCUCUCAAGUCCGACAGUCACCUCAGCUUUCUGCAACCAUCUGGCAUGCACACCGUAUCCACUCCGGACAGCGUCAUCAGUGCUCACAUUAGUGAGGACGCUUUGCUGGACGGGGAAGAUGCGACAGAACAGGACAUUCACCUGGCCCUCGACACGGACAACUCCAGCAGUGGGUCCAGCAGCGGGGUGCCUUCACGAGCGGCUGCCAAUGCUUUUGUGUUGAAGCCCGACUUGCCGAUGCAGGCCCUCGUGAUGGAGAAGUCCAAUGAUCAUUUCAUUGUUAAGAUUCGUCAAGGGACCACACCGACGUUAAGUCCAACACGAAGGGGCGAAGAUUCUGCAGACAAGUCGCCGAAACAAGCCAGCCCAGGCCAUGAAACAUCUAAAGACCUUCUAACGGGCUUACAUACGAGUAGUCUUGGUAUUGAUCCAACCCAAGAUGAUUCUGCACAAAAUAAAGACCCUACUCGUACACCACCUGCGUCCGAUCGUGCGACAGAUGAGCCACAAAAGGUUGCACCUUCUGAACAUACUCAUUCAAAGGACAAAGGUCUCACCACGGCAGAAGAAGAUGCCCGCAGAGACCCGCGACAGGAUAACAAGGAGUGUGAGAAAAGCAAAAAACGAAAGAAACACCAAGAGCAUUCGAAAGCAAAGCGUCCAAGAGAAGAUCAACAGGACCAAAUGGGAGAUGCGGCCUUCAGCUCUAAAAAGGAAUCCUCGGCGGCGUCCCGUAACAGUUUCUCUGCCAUGAACGUUGUCAAGAGAAAAGGAGAAGUGGUGAUGGCAUGGACAAGAGAUGAAGAUCGAGCAAUUCUUAUUGACCUGAAAACCAAAGGUGCUUCACGUGAAACGUUUGCCGACUUGUCCGAUAAACUGAAGAAGCCUUCAGAGCAGAUUGCACAGAGAUUUUACCAGCUCAUGAAGCUCUUUAAGAAGCAGGGGAAGAUGGACGUCUGAUCACUGGAUUGCCAUUCAGUGAUUCCCAUCUAGCGUUGUCACGGUACAAACUGAAAGAUCCCAAACAAAUGAAGGCCAUUUUCAAUGGAGAAGCGUUUGUCUUAUCCUGUCAUACGACCGCAAAAAAAAAAACCUUGACUGAACUUGAACUGAUCCUGCAGUUGUGCUAAUUAUGUUAAAAAUAUGUUGCAUUUUUUCUAAUAUUUUAUUUGUAGACACUAAUGGUAUUUUUGUA